This is a messenger RNA of Heterobasidion irregulare TC 32-1, 752 nucleotides long. RefSeq lists its product as uncharacterized. NCBI's taxonomy places the organism in Eukaryota, Fungi, Basidiomycota, Agaricomycetes, Russulales, Bondarzewiaceae. Bases 130 to 459 code for a protein of 109 amino acids. The transcript has a single exon. The record is from RefSeq and is a predicted model, not a curated record.
UCGCGUCAUCCCGGUCCGUCGGCGUCUCAGGUACAGUCACCUUCGGCCAUGUAUCCACAAAACGUGGGACAGGAGCAACAGUCCUCCUUCCACUUCCCUGCAUCGCCUAAUGUCCCACCUCCGCCGUCGAUGCAGGAUCCUCUGAUGCAGACCAGCGAGCCGAGCAUGCGCACAUCCAAUGGAUAUGCUCCUUACAAUCAACAGACGCAGAUGAUGCCCGACGACCAGCGGUAUUGGAAUCACAUGUUCCGCGAGCUUGGGUAUGGCGAAAACACGGUAUCCGCGAACCAAUAUGCUGGGUAUGCAAGCGGCAGCGGUCAUGGCAAUUGUAAUGGAAGUGGGAGCGCUGGGGCUGGCGGCAUGCUGGGGUACGGACGUACUCAACAUGCCUAUCCAGAACAUCACCAGCAGUACCAAUAUAGCAUCCAUCAGCCCGUCGUAGGCUACAGCCCGCACUGAACUUCAUUUGGUCUCGUCGCCCAAUCCAUUCUCGACGUUGUUCCUGUCUUGCAUCACAUUCUGCAUCCCCGCGAUGGCGAUUCUUGUGACCAAUUCCUGACCAUUCACUACCAUUUUUCCAUUCUUUCAUCUUGCUUCUGUCGCUAUGCUAUCGUCACUGCUUUGUGUUCAUCGUCUUACCAGUCUUUUCUUGUCUGGUCUUUAAGGAACCAACCUUGGUCUUCUCUCUCCCACAUAUCGCGCCCUAGCGUGCUUCGAUACUUAUAGGAGCGUCAAUGACUAUUUCAUGCGCU